AUGAGACUACACUUCCGCUCAAUAGAUAGUGACGCCACUUCACCUUUCUCAAUUCACCAUCCCGCGCGGCUUCACUUCCCCCUCCCGUCGCCUCCACUUCCCCCUCCCAUCACCUCAACUUCCCCCUCCCAUCGCCUCCACUCCCCCUCCUAUCGCCUCCACUUCCCCUUCCCAUCGCCUUCAAUUUUCCUUCCCGUCGCCUCCACAUCCCCCUCCCGUCGCCUCCACUUCCCCCUCCCGUCGCUUCCACACCCCCCUCCAGUCGCCUCCACUCCCCCCUCCCGUCGCCUCCACUUCCCCCUCCCAUCGCCUUCCCUUUUCCAAGCACACUCGCCUCCACUUCCCCCUCCCGUCUCCUCCACUUCCCCCUCCCGUCGCCUCCACUCCCCCCUCCCGUCGCAUCCACUUCCCCCUCCCGUCACCUCAACUUCCCCCUCCCGUCGCCUCCAUUCCCCCCUCCCGUCGCCUCCACUUCCCCCAUCACAACGCCACCACUUCCCCCUCCCAUCGCCUUCCCUUUUCCUUCCCGUCUCAUCCACAUCCCCCUGCCGUCACCUCAACUACCCCCUCCCGUCUAGUCCACUUCCCCCUCCCGUCGCCUUGCUGUUCCCUUCCCGCCGCAAGAAUUUCCCCCUCCCGUCGCAUCCACUUCCCCCUCCCAUCGCAUCCACUCUUCCCUCCCAUCGCCUUCCCUUUUCCACCCCGUCUCCUCCACUUCCGCCUCCCGUCUCCUCCACUUCCCCCUCCCGUCGCCUCCGCUUCCCCAUCCCGUCGCCUCCACUUCCCCCUCCCGUCACCUCAACUACCCCCUUUCCCCCUGUGUGGUCCACUUCCCCCUUUGCACGCCCCUACAAUCCCCUGCUCACUCCCUUGCCCCGAGAACACACUCUUCACCUCUUCUCACUCCCUUUCUCCCUGUGUGGUAUAUUUCCACCACAUUAA
Molecule: messenger RNA, 942 nt
Organism: Closterium sp. Yama58-4
Lineage: Eukaryota; Viridiplantae; Streptophyta; Zygnematophyceae; Desmidiales; Closteriaceae
Source: the annotation of a GenBank genome assembly